UCCAGUCCUCUGUCAAGAUGCUUCUGGCCACAGUCCUUACCUCUGCCCUGCUCCUGUGCUCCGUGGCAGGCCGGGGGUGUCCACCCUCUACGGGGAUCGUCAGGGACAUCAACUUCCUCAUCGACAAGAUGCAGGAAGAUGCAGCUUCCAAGUGCCACUGCAGUGCUAAUGUGACCAGUUGUCUCUGUCUGCCCAUUCCUUCUGACAACUGCACCGGACCAUGCUUCAGGGAGGGACUGUCUCAGAUGACCAAUACCACAGUGCAAACAAGAUACCCACUGAUUUUCAAUCGGGUGAAAAAAUCUGUUGAAGUACUAAGGAACAAAAAGUGUCCCAAUUUUUCCUGUGAACAGCCAUGCAACCAAACCAUGGCAGGCAACGCGCUGACAUUUCUGAAGAGUCUCCUGGAAGUUUUCCAGAAAGAAAAGAUGAGAGGGAUGGGAGGCAAAAUAUGAAGAUGAAAUAUUAUUUAUCCUAUUUAUUAAAUUUAAAAUGCUUUCUCUUUAAGUUGCUACAAUUAAAAAAUCAAGUAAGCUACUCUAAAUCAGUAUCAGUUGUGAUUAUGUGUUUAAAAUUGUAUGUCUUUAUUUUGAAAUAAAUACAUAUGGGGGGAAAUGACAGGAGCUGGUCUCUAGGCAAUUAUUCAUCUCUUGCUGCCCAGAACAAAGAAAGCUACAAGUGUUGUUAAGGGGAAGAAUAGAUCAGAGACUCCUAUGGUGAUAAGACUCCUGAUGCUGAAUACAGACCCUCAGACUCAGAGGCUGUAGCUGGGGCUGCAGGGGAGGCUGCAGGGAGCAGUUACAAAGAAUGUCUGUGGGGACUGUCUGAGGGUUGCCGCUAGGGGAGGCUGAAGGCGU
Molecule: messenger RNA, 857 nt
Organism: Piliocolobus tephrosceles (Ugandan red Colobus)
Lineage: Eukaryota; Metazoa; Chordata; Mammalia; Primates; Cercopithecidae
Gene: IL9
Product: interleukin 9
Exons: 5
Coding region: 18-455 (145 amino acids)
Biological process (GO): immune response
Cellular component (GO): extracellular region
Molecular function (GO): growth factor activity; cytokine activity; interleukin-9 receptor binding
Source: RefSeq, a predicted model, not a curated record